UAUAUAUAUAUAUGUAAGUGAUGGCCUUAGUUAUAUUGCUAUACCUUAACAUUUCGUAAGGUAGGAGAAAAAGGAACAAUGGUGAAAGUCCAGAACUUGACGCUUGGCCUUCUUCGAGCUUGCCGCCGUUCUUCCUCUCCGGCGAUAUCUCCCGCCGUUAGAAGCUUGUUUUCUUCCUCUUUACUUUCAAUUACCGAGGCCCGUCUUUCCCUCUCUUCUUCUUCUUCAUUCUCGUAUCAUGUCUCUACGUUUUCUUCUUCUUUCCCCACUCGACUGCUAAACACCGUCAGCUCCAAUGGCGACAGAGACUCUGCGGAAGAAGACACCUUUCAGUCAGAUGAAACAACUGAUGAUGUGGAAGUCAUAGAUGAAUGGGAAGAGGAAGAAGAAGCCGAGCCUCAGAUAGGAGAUGGAGGAGAUGGUGGUGGUGUGGUCCUUCGAGGUGUCCCAUGGGGUGAAAGAGCUCUCUCUAUAGCUGUAGAGGUCUUGAAGCAGUUUAGCUCGGAUGUAAAGCUCUUCGCUUUCAGAACUUCUCCUCGUGGAUAUAUUUACGUCAGGCUUGACAAACUAUCAAAUGAAUAUGGGUGUCCUACGAUGGAGGAACUCGAGGGAUUUAGUCAAGAGUACAAAAAGAGGUUGGACGAAGCUGGGGCUGCGAAGAUAGUUCCUGAGGAUCUAGCCCUCGAGGUGUCAUCUCCAGGAGCAGAGAGGUUGCUGAUUGUACCGGAUGAUUUGAAUCGGUUCAAGGAGAUGCCCAUGAGAGUAAGCUAUAUCGAAGAAACAAACUCGAGGAAAGCAGAAAAGAGUGCAGUGUUCCUUCUAGAGUCUGUAGAUUCAGAAUCGGAGCAUUGCGUCUGGAAGUUAGCAGAUGUGAGGGAGAACAGAGAUCCCGAAAGCAAAGGCAGACCAUUAAGCCGGAAACAAAAGGAUCUGAGGUUCAAUCUGCCUUUCGAGGCUCAUAGAAGGAUAACUCUCUACCUGGAUUAGUGAAAUCGGUUUUCAAGUUGCUAAUGCAGGAACCAAACAGGAUCUCUUUGCAUGAUAUUUAGAAUGUGCUCUUUUGGGAACCAAGAACUGUUAGGGUUUUAUCUUGUCAUUUCUGUAUUUCGGAUGGCAUGUUGAGCAUCAAAUAAGGAUUGAUAAUCCUGAUUUGAAUUUCCUUUAAUGUAAAACAUGGCCUUUUUCAGGCAUUAUCCAUGCUCAUAUAUGAACUCCAAGGUUCUUGCUUC
Tarenaya hassleriana is the source of this 1229-nucleotide messenger RNA. RefSeq lists its product as uncharacterized. Lineage: Eukaryota; Viridiplantae; Streptophyta; Magnoliopsida; Brassicales; Cleomaceae. The transcript is spliced from 5 exons. The record is from RefSeq and is a predicted model, not a curated record. The coding region runs from base 79 to 987 and encodes 302 amino acids.